AUGCCUCAAUUUACACAACUCUUCACCGCGGCCCUCGCCGUCGCGAGCACCACCGCCUCGUCCGUCAUCGACCUCACGCCCAAGAACUUCGAUUCCGUCAUCCUGAAGUCUGGCAAACCCGCCCUUGUCGAGUUCUUCGCCCCCUGGUGCGGCCACUGCAAGAACCUCGCGCCCGUCUACGAAGAGCUCGCCUCGUCGUUCGAAUUCGCAAAGGACAAGGUCGUCAUCGCCAAAGUCGACGCCGACGCUGAGAAAGAGCUUGGCAAGAAGUACGGCAUCCAGGGUUUCCCGACGUUGAAGUGGUUCAAUGGCGAUGGAGGCAAAAGCGAACCAGAGGACUAUAAGAGUGGUCGGGACUUGGAGAGCUUGACGGCGUUCAUCACGGAGAAGACUGGUGUCAAGCCAAAGGCUGCCAAGAAGCCUGAGAGCAAGGUCCAGCAAUUGACUGAUUUGAACUGGGAUAACGAGGUUGGCGUUGAGAAGGAUGUCCUUGUUGCAUUCACUGCGCCAUGGUGCGGUCACUGCAAGAGCCUGAAGCCCACCUGGGAGAAGGUUGCCCAAGACUUCGCCGCCGAAUCCAAUGUCUCCAUCGGUCUCGUCGACUGCGAAGGUGAAACCUCCAAAGCCACCGCCGAGCGCUACGGCGUCAAGUCCUACCCUACCAUCAAAUUCUUCCCCAAGGGAACCCAAGACGGCGAAGCCUACUCUGGUGGCCGCUCGGAAGCCGAUCUCGUCACCUUCAUUAACGAGAAGGCCGGCACCCACCGCGCCGCAGGCGGUCUCCUCGAUGCCGCAGCCGGCGUCAUCCCCAGCCUCGACUCUGCCGUGGAGGCCAUUCGAACGAACGGUGGUGACAAGGCUUACAACGAGUUCUACAAGCAGGCUGGCAAGGCGCAGGACAAGUAUGCAGAGUACUACACCAAGGUUGGCAAGAAGGUGCAGGAGAACGCCGACUAUGUUUCGAAGGAGUUGACGCGGUUGCAAGGCUUGAUCGCCAAGGGCAACCUCGCGCCUGAGAAGUUGGAUGACCUGAUCAGCAGGAGCAACAUCUUGAAGGUCUUCAAGGGCGAGGAAGCAGAGGCCAAGGAGGAGUUGUAG
This is a messenger RNA of Zasmidium cellare ATCC 36951, 1098 nucleotides long. RefSeq lists its product as uncharacterized. Gene Ontology annotation, biological process: protein folding. The record is from RefSeq and is a predicted model, not a curated record. The transcript has 2 exons. Lineage: Eukaryota; Fungi; Ascomycota; Dothideomycetes; Mycosphaerellales; Mycosphaerellaceae. Bases 1 to 1098 code for a protein of 365 amino acids. Gene Ontology annotation, molecular function: protein disulfide isomerase activity. Gene Ontology annotation, cellular component: endoplasmic reticulum.